Gregarina niphandrodes is the source of this 1725-nucleotide messenger RNA. RefSeq lists its product as hypothetical. NCBI's taxonomy places the organism in Eukaryota, Apicomplexa, Conoidasida, Eugregarinorida, Gregarinidae. The transcript has 2 exons. Bases 1 to 1725 code for a protein of 574 amino acids. The record is from RefSeq and is a predicted model, not a curated record.
AUGCGACUUGGAGGGGUGCUUCUAGUUGGGUUCGGUGUUAGUCGAGCGGUGUGGGGAAAGGUGGUGGGCUGCACGGUCGUGAAGCCACCGGAUCUGCCACAUGUAACCGACUGGCUGGCUUUCCACGAGGCGCAGGGCGUUGAAGAAUUCCUACUGUUGUACGAAACAGGUAAUGAUCGACUGCUGGGAUAUGCGGCCAACCAACUAGACCUGCUGGCAGAAUGGCAUAGAGACCAUGGGUCCGGUGUUGGUGGCACGCGGCUGUCAGUUCAACCUACGCCCGGUGGCAACUUCAAUGCGACAGAUACCCAGGCACUUGCAUUUGCCUGUGGUAGCUACUACACUAACGCACCUCCGCGUUGGAUAUUGGGUUUGCCGGAUGUGCACACCUAUGUCUUCGUAGACGAGUUGACGUCGCACAAUCAAGUCCUCACGUUGGCAGAGGCUUUGGGUCCCCUCCCAGCACGUGUGUGCGAUGUCCAAUUACCGGUGGUCCGUGCGCCGGUCUACCCCGCCCGCGCCAGCCUGAUUCGCUACGGCAAGCACAUGGCGGAAGACCCCGCCAGCGGCUACAUCGACCAGUACUAUGACCCGCGCGACUCACCGCUUUACCGAGCUUUCGUCUCCCGUAUCCCCGACCGGCUGCUUAUGUACCCCAAAAAUGCGGCUGAGGUACAGCAACUCUGCGACAGCAUUCGAGUCAACUCUGUCCUCACCGAAGAGAUCGCCGGCCAUGAACAAAGGGGUACUGAUGCCCUCUAUGCCAGCCAGAGCACUAAGGUGCCUCUGCUGCCACCGCUCGUGACCCGGAGGGAAGAUCUGAAGAAAUUCUGCAAACUGCUCAGCACGCGAAUCCAGGAAACGGAUAUGACGACGCUUAACUAUAACCUGCUGGACAGUUUAGACGUACUGUAUACCCGACUCUGGUUCACGAUGUACCCCAGCCGGCUCCGGAACCUAUUUGUCUUUCCGAGAGUAGAUGACAAGGCGACCACGGUGACCUGGGCUUCAUACAACUGCCCCGAAGACCUCUCCUUAACCAGCAAACCGAGAAAAACCAGAAAGGCCCAACAAACCACGUCCGUCACACCUCGGUUCAGACUCAUUGCUCUGGACAUCGCCGACCGUAGCAGUCUGGAUCAUGUCAGUCCUAUUCAACCGGCAAACAAUGCAGCCUUAUAUGCCGUCGCUACCAAAGGUCUUAGAACCCUCGAAACAAGAUUACAACCGAGACCGCGCUUCAUGCGCACUCAACACCCACGACCCAACGUACCCAUCGCUAACAACAUACAUGCCAUCUGCGACGCGGGAGAUGUCUGGAGCGAACGAAAGGUUCCCUGUCCUAACACCUUCCCCUAUGUUGGCCAAGGCAUGCACAAAAUUCCCCCCGCCAGCCCCUUAUACGUCUACGGCUGGUGCAAGAAGGCACCCGCAUCCAAUUUGAGACAAGCUAAAGACUUGGCUGAGUUCCAUCGUCAGAGCCGUUCAUUUACUAGCGUCGACCAGGCCGACCUCAUCAUGUGUCCCGGCUGGCCGGAAGUAUCCUGUUGCGAUCACAUAGCAGACACGAACGUCUAUUCCCACUACGAACACAGAAUCAACACAACCCACCCUAAUCCAUGGGGAGGAUUUUCUCCCUGCGGUGACUGCCGGGUACCCAAGAACGAUAGGAUGCUGGCGGAGCGGAUGCGUGACCAGAUACUCGAACUCAACCCGGAUUGGUGA